AUGGAUGCUAGUCACCUUCACAAACGUGCAGAAGGCAACGACUGGGCGUAUGAGGCUUCAUACAAUUGGGGCAAGGUGAAUCCCCUGUACGGAAAAUGUCAAAAUGGAACGCAACAAUCUCCAGUCCCUCUUGAGGUCACACAAGGCUUCUCUCUCGAGCACAUUCCGACAUUCAACUACACAAAAACCGCAGGCGAGAUCCUGAACUGGGGAUAUGGCCCUGCCUUUGUUCCUCGUGACGCCGAGCUCAACACAUUGUCGUUCGACAACGAGACUGUCUACCUCGCUGGCUGGCACGUUCACAGCCCUGCGGACCACAGUGUGUCUGGCAAACGUGCAAAGGCUGAACUCCACUUGGUGCACAAGAAUGCUGCAGGCAAGGAGAGGGCAGUUGUGGCGAUCCGCAUUGAUCCUUCGACACGACCUUCGACGUUCUUCACUAUGCUCGGCAACGUCUUCCCUGGCUUUGAGGACCGAACUCGUUCUAAUGCCACCGUCGACCUGUCUCAGCUCAUCAGUGAGGUAGACCGUCUCAGCAACUUUUGGACAUACAAGGGUUCCCUCACAUCGCCUCCCUGCACUGAGGGUCUGAGGUGGUUCGUGGCCCGAGACAUUCUCUUUACCGACAAUGUGCAGAUGCAGCGUAUCUUGACCGCCAGUACCUUUAGUGCUCGUGCUGAACAGGAGGUCUGGAUGCACCAGAUCAAUGCUUAG
This is a messenger RNA of Protomyces lactucae-debilis, 714 nucleotides long. Its product is annotated as alpha carbonic anhydrase. The record is from RefSeq and is a predicted model, not a curated record. Bases 1 to 714 code for a protein of 237 amino acids. The transcript has a single exon. Lineage: Eukaryota; Fungi; Ascomycota; Taphrinomycetes; Taphrinales; Protomycetaceae. Gene Ontology annotation, molecular function: carbonate dehydratase activity; zinc ion binding.